Messenger RNA from Anopheles bellator, 3319 nucleotides. RefSeq names its product alpha-tubulin N-acetyltransferase-like. Gene Ontology annotation, biological process: alpha-tubulin acetylation. Gene Ontology annotation, molecular function: tubulin N-acetyltransferase activity. The record is from RefSeq and is a predicted model, not a curated record. The transcript has 8 exons. Gene Ontology annotation, cellular component: microtubule. Lineage: Eukaryota; Metazoa; Arthropoda; Insecta; Diptera; Culicidae. Bases 646 to 2220 code for a protein of 524 amino acids.
UUGGCCGGAAUGAUUUAUGAUUUUGUGUAUGAAGAGUCGAACAAUUAGCCGAUUAUGUGCGUGUGAAGAGUGAAUAGUGAUUAAUAUCUCCAUUUCUCUUGUGCGUGAGCGUGAUUGUGAACGGACGCUUUUCCGUCGUCGGGUGAAAGGUGAAAGGAAACGUCUCUUGGGUGCGUGUUGGCGCGUGUCGUGAAAAAUCGUUUCGGUAUUUCCGCCCUCGUGUGAUCCGUGGCUUUGUGACAUCAUCAUCAGUGAGCAGUGGGGAGAAAUCUUUCGGAAACCAGUCACAGGAGAAAAUCAUUAAACACACCAUCAACAGGGCGACUUCGACGAAUCGCGCUACAAAGAGCGGAGGCCAAGUUUCAAUCUGUCCGAGGAAAGCCACUGGUUUCGAAGCUAUAAAAACCCGGUCCGGGGCCACCAGGAAGAAAACUGAUGUGAUAUUAUUACUAUUUAUUUAUUUAUUACAAAAACUUCCGCGUGGUUACUCGCUGCUUGACGAGUGACGCUGACGAAAUUAGUGCAAACGGUUUACUGUUGGUGCUGGCCAAACAGGAGAAAUCAAGCCGCCGUGGAAAUAGUUUAGUUUUGUCCGUGAAUAGUAGUGCUGCGUGAGUGAGUGUAUUUCUCAAACAUUCCGCCAACAUGGAGUUCCGCUUCAACAUGCACCCGCUGUUCCGCUCGCGGAUCGUGCGAAUAAACAACUCUCUGCUACCAACCGGAUUCACCGCCCAGUCCCGUCGUGUUGCGCUCGAUGCGACCGCACAAAUUUCAGAGAUCAUCAAUUUCGUGGGCUCGAUGUCGGCCCAAGCCCAGGGCCUGUCGGUUCCGGUGACGACUCCGCAAAAACUGCGCAACUCUGACCACCACAUCUACCUGAUGUUCGAGCCGAACGAUAAAAAUGGUCUCGUUGUAGGCAUCCUCAAGGUGGGCCGCAAAUCGCUGUACGUGUUUGAUCCAUCGGGUGAAACGGUUAACGUGACCGCACCGUGCGUGUUGGACUUUUAUGUUCACGAAUCGCGCCAACGCGGCGGCAUCGGCCGCGAGCUGUUCGAGCAUAUGCUGCGCGAAGAGCACAUACAGCCGGACGAGCUGGCAAUCGAUCGGCCAUCGGAGAAGUUGCUCGGCUUUCUACAGAAACACUACGGACUGUCGAAAAAGAUUCCCCAAAUGAAUAAUUUCGUCGUCUACGAGGGCUUCUUUGCUAGCAAGGAGCAUAAUUCUUCCGACAUUGACGGGCGUCGCAUGCACAUCACUGCUAGUCCUAACACGAACCUUUUUGGACCGACGUUCACGACGACCAACGCCGAGGAGCGGCGUAGUACCUCACAGACACGGACCACGGUCGUGUCACCGCCGGUCAUCACUCAGCCGCCCGUCGGCCGGUACGCCGCCAAACGACCAUCCUGCAGCAUGGCCCAGAUAAUUCACAACAGCCCCACUACAGUAUCCGCGGAACCUAACAGCACUAACGCUACUAACACUAACGCCAACGGGCACGCUAAUGGCGGUGCGAACGGUGAUCACGAUCAUUGCCUCCACCAUCAUCACGAGCAUGGCGAACAGCGGCAGCAGGCCCAGCAGGAGUAUGAAACGGAUUCGAUCGACGGUGAGCAGGAGUUGGCCGAGCAAAUGCGUCGCGUUGAGCUGCAAUCUGCAUCGCUUUCGCAUGCACCACCCUCCGCCGCAUCAUCCCACACACCGCACGAGGUGAAGUUUGCCGACGAAGUCGGAGGCGAGGGCCAUCACUAUGCUUACGAGGAUAUUCCCGAGCCCGGUCCCGACCCGGAUCCGUACGAUUUCCAUCCCCACCAGCUCGAGCUGUCCGUGGGCGACGAGGCGCAGCAUGACGAUGGUGGCACCAAUCGAGACCCUUCCCUUUCGCCCCAAUCCGUUAGCCAGCAGGCGACACCGGAACAUCCGGCCGGACCGGGGCUGCCGGGGAGCCGAAAACCAGCGCGGUACACCAAGCAGCAUACCGGUCUGAAGAACAUCUCGUUCGGGGUCGGGGCGGCCGUCAUGCCGAGUGGCAAGAUGGAGUUCGACCAGGAAGAGAACGAAGGCUUCGGUUCGGUGAAGAUCAAUCGUCCGAUCGGCCGGUCGGGCGGUUCGGCACGCCACGGUGAUAACGACAACGAGUCGGUGUACUCCAACGGUAGCCAGCAAGGUGCCGGAGGGGGCCAUUUUGACCUGAAGUUCUAUCACAACAAGCUAUGGUAAGGCCGCCGGGCCGUUGAUACUGUCGAGAAGUUACCAAAGAACGCACACACCAUCGGAAUGACGACACUAUAACGGUUGCAGACGAGGGAUGCGCGCUGGAGUCGUUUAUUUGAGUAGUGUGUUAUACUAACCCUCCCCGGCUAGACCAGGUUUUCUGUGUGCGCUAGUUUAGAAGGACACAGCACGCCACCGGAUGUGGCAGGUUCCCCGUAGUGCUUCCCGCUCCCAUGAUCAUCGCUCCCGGAGAUGUUCAGGCUUGUUGACGGUUGAUUUGUUUGCUUUAGUCACUUCCCAUGAUCACUAGUUGAUCGCCGGCCGGUUUGUGUAUUAUCGUUGUUCGUACUGUUUGUUGAUUUACGUUUGUUGGUACGUUGUUUGUUUUGCUCUUAUUACUCUUUUUUCAUGAGUGGAUGCGUGGUGCAAGAAGGCAUCGAGUCUCGAAACGUUUUACCGUUUUUCGCCUUGUUGUUUCCGUUGCAGAAAUAUACAGCAGGAUUUUCUCGAGGAUUAUAUUCUCCACUGAGUCUCCGCUCGCACAGUACUAAAGGCUGGCUAAAUGACUGGCGACAGACCAAGAUGAUUUUUCUUAACCAUACAUAAUUUUAAGUUAGUUUGAAGGUGGCUAGAAUCUAUAUAAAAACCAGGAAGCAGAAAGGAUUGGAGUUAUAGUAUCAGUUCCGCAGGUGAAAUGUAAUACAUUGUAAAAGGGUACAAACAUCUAUCUGAAAACUUGAAGCAUCUAACACACGGCGGUUGCAGCAAAUCGUCUUUACAGCCCUUUUUAACGACGAAAGCUACGCUCCCGAUUCCCCGAUUUACCCCGUUGUUUUGAUUUUUUCCAAACUUAAAUACCCAAAGGUCCCGUAAUGACUUUACUUUCAUACAAGCAGAUGAAGGGAGUGCCCUUUAGUGCCGCCCAAAGCCCAAAGUAAGUUAGGAACAGCCAAUAGUGGCUAACGUAAUAAGAAAUCUGUAUCGUAUCGUCGCAACUUUAUAAACCCGUCGGCUUCACAAGUAGUGCAUAUAAUCAAACCCCUCUGAGGUGUACCUACCUUUUCCUUACAAGUUGGAAAACUCGCCCUCUUCUUAAUCGAUCAGU